Rhopilema esculentum is the source of this 7573-nucleotide messenger RNA. RefSeq lists its product as uncharacterized. The record is from RefSeq and is a predicted model, not a curated record. Lineage: Eukaryota; Metazoa; Cnidaria; Scyphozoa; Rhizostomeae; Rhizostomatidae.
AUUAACAAGUUGAUGUUGGGGACAGUCCCUUUGAAACUGGGUAAACAUAAGAUAGGGACAGUCGAUUUCGGAUAUGCUAUUUAAUCUGCACCACCUUAGUAAAAUAUGUUGGAAUUUCAAAUUUGACAAACAUGGAUCGGUGAAGAGGAAGGGAAGGUUGUAGGGGCAAAUUUCUCGCUGAAUUUAUAAAAAUGGCCAGGCCAGUUGAUCCUGUUGCACGGGUUGGUAUUGAAAAUGGAGAUUAUCAUGUUAAUUUAAUAAAAGCGAAGUCACGGCAAUUUUAUUCGGCAGCAAACUUCAAGUAUCCAAGUGGGCCUAGACAAAUGCAUAGCGAGUUCCAGCAUGGAAACAGUGAGGUGAAGAAAAAACAUGGUUCCUAUUCAAUAAGGAGUGAUUUCACGCGAAAUGAACCCCAUGAACACAGGCAACGGGUUGAUAAUUUGAAAUAUUUUGGAUACGCAGGACAAUUGAAGAGACAAGAAGAUGUUUUUGAUAAAGGCAUUGGAAUUUCAAUAGCUAGUAAUGCACAUUUGAAUGAUGACGUUAAGGAUUUUUGUGGAAAGCUUUUGUUAAAAGAGAAAAGAAAUGAUGAAAAAGCUUUUGUCAAUUGUGGAAGGAAUCUUGAAGGAGAUGAGAUUGGCCGCAAUCAGAAAGUUGUCUCGCCCAGGAAGGAUGUUGCUGAAGACAGCCAGGGUUUGAGGGGAAGAGUCACCGCUGGGAAUAAUUUAUCAGGUCGAAAUGUUUGUGAAAAACCAAGAUUAGAUAAGCAAACAGAAGGAAAUACCAGUGGGAAACGGGUGACUGUUAAUGGAUUUGUAAAAACCUCAACCGAUCGGAGUUUUUUAUGUGGAAAUAAACAAGACGGCGAGGUUUUCCAUAGAAGUGAAAGUAUCGAUCAAACUCGGCCUAAAUUGAAGCCAACGAAUAUAAAAAUUGUGUCGAAAAGUUACGAUAGCGGCAGAAAUGGAGGAAUUUCUGAUGGAAAAGUCAAUAAUGAUGGGAAAGGAAAGGCAAGAGUUGUGAUCAGGUCCUUCGAUGAAAGUAGUGCGAAUACUCCGAGAGAAGUUACUGUGCCGAAGUUAGAUUUGAGCAGUAAUUCCGAAGAGGAGAAGCUCAGUACAAAUAACAGGUACUCAAGAACAAGCGACAGUACAAAUUUGAGAAGAAUAAAGCUAAGUUCUUCAGGAUCCAUUGAAAAUAAAUCGUGUCCAGAAUUUGGCAAGAUGAACAGAGACACUAUUGCUUCGAGAGACAAACCCACGAUAAGAAGUGAAGGUAGAGGGAAUUUAAAUGAUCGGAUUGUGAAAGUCCAGAGGCAUUCUGUUGAUGUCUUACAUGCAAGGCAAGGCAGCGACCCGACAUCGUUACAAUCAGCGAGAAAAUUAUCAAGUGUUUCACAAGAUCUUAUGAGGUCCAAAGAGGAGCUCAUAAGCCGAUCGAAAGAAUGUGGACGUAUGCUGGAGCAAUAUAAACAGAGGGGACAGGAACUCCGCGAACAAAUUGCCGAGCGGCGAUCGGAGGCGCCACAAAGACCGCCGGCGAGAAAACCGCCAACAAGGGAUUUUAUUACUGAUGUCGGUUCAGGUAGAAACAGCUGCGAUGAUGAAGUCGAGCGAAGUUAUAGUCAAAGGAAACCAUAUAUGGAAAAACUCGGAGACACUCGUGAUGACGUCGGCCGUCAGUCACCCAAAUAUGGUAAACGAAAAGGAAGCUAUAUUGACUCGUGGCUUCAGUCGCAGCAAAGUAGGAUAAGUACGCUUGUAAGUGCGAUUAGAGAGGAAGAUACCGAUAAUGAUACAAAAAUGUCCGAUAAUUCACGAGAACGGACAAAUUCAGCUCCUCAGGAUAUAUCGUUCGUCUCUUCGUCUGCAAGAAAUGAUGGUUUAAAUGAAGAUCUUGAAAUCCAACCUUCACAUAGGCGUUCACGUUCUGGUGAAGAAAUAAUGGGAUUGCCAAAAAAUUCGAAUUACCCGAGGUAUUCCGAGGUUAAAAGACAGACUCCACGUGACAGCCCGCGUAAUCGCAGUCGUGCUGAGUCACCUAAACACAGUGACGGGUAUAGUCCGGAUGAUAUGCGCCAGAGAAGCCUUAGCAUACAGAAAGAAAGCUAUUCAAAGCUUUCAAGGGCUGGAAGUAUUGGCAAACAGAGUAACCGAAGUAGUAGGAGCAUUUCGCCGACUGGAACUGCGAAUGGCAAUGGAAAUUUUAGGCCCAUAAGUGUCUCUAGUCCUAGGAGCCAAAGUGGGACUGCAAGCCCACAUCUCCAACAUUCAUUUGACUCCCCAAGGUCAGUGUCGCUUGGCAACAGCCCUCGGCUUCGAAAAGAGACAACUUUUGACUCUGAUAUUGUGACACAGGUUGUGACAGAAACAGAAACGAUGAUGACGUCACCGAGACCUGUUGUCUCAAGGCGAAGCUCAUUUGGCAGCGAUUAUUUCCCCAAAUAUGGUAGUUUGCCUAGAAGUGGGUCGCCAAGAAAAACAAGUGCCCCGAAUAACUAUUUCUUUGGGGAACAGGACAACCAGCGUUUUGGCAGUCUCCCCCGAAGCCCCCCUGUGACGUCAGUCUCCUCAUCCUUUGACCAGGAGGACUUACGGUUUAACAGCUUGCCUCGUCGAAGCUCCAAUCAGUUUUCUCCUACAUCAAGUUCUCCAACACAAAGUCAAUUUUCGCCUACAAAUAGUCUCACUAGGAGAAAAGAAUCGUUUGACGAGCGCGUUGCUAAGCAACAAGCUCCCUCGCAGCAGAUGCAGGUGGAGGCUGAUGCUGACUUAUCAUUCAGGUCUGGUGCCGAGGACAAAUUUGAUUGGCCAGCGCCUCCGGAUUUUGAUAAUAUCACGGUAGAUAUUAACGAUCAGAAUCAGUCAUGGCCUAACACAAACGGAUCAUCACCCCCGUUUACAAAUAGCCGUGGACAUCAAGAUGGUAGCAAGAGUUUCCCUGUUGCUGUUGUAAAGCCAUUACAACAUGAAAAGAGCCGCUCCUGGGACGCAAGUGAACCGGGGGAUGAAGGUAAAAACGGCUUCAAAGCGAAACUGCAAACGCAAAAAGGAGAUUUAGGACCAUCAAUCAAAGAUCAAAAUGCUGAAAGACAUGAAAUAGAAAACCGAACCGUCAAUUGCUAUAAUGUGCGUGUUAGCCAAGAUUUUGCUGCGGACGCCCGCGGGAAACCUCGAGAUUCACCUACAAAUACCUCACAAGAAUUUCGAGAAAAGGCAGUAGAUGUUGGUUCCAAUUUCGAGCAGUCGAGUGAUUUGUCAGAUGCUGAUAUGGCGCCCAAUAUUUCAAGCCUCAUUAUUCAGGAUUUUCAGUGGUACAAACCAAUGGGCCAAAGUUCUAAUGUCAACAGCCUUAAUAGAGAUGACGUCACAAGGGCAUCCUUGCAGGAAGCCCCGCGGGAUACAACGCAGGAGCGGCUCGGAAGAUUCAAGCGAGGCUCAAAGCUGUUGUCUUCAAAAUACCAGUCGUUCAGCAAGUCUUUGGAGAAUUUGUCGAAGGUAGGGAAAGAUUUUAUCAAAAGUAAGAAAAAGUCUGGUGAUGGAAAGGAAGAAAAACCGGCUGAAAAAGGAGACGGAAAAAAAUCGGCAAAAAACAAGACACAGAGGAAGUCUGUUGUUCUAGGAGACGUUCAGUUGAAUGAAGAGUUCGCCAUGAAAAUGGAGAGAAGAGGAAGGGUGUCACUUGAUUUAGAAGAAAACGAGGCUGAUAUCAGAAAGAGGCACGAUGCUUCAGACACUGAUCAAAGUCGUGGUCAAUCUAGGCCAUCAUAUACUGAAGGGAGGCAGCAAAUAAAAACAUCUAAUUCAAGCCUAAAUAGAAGUUUGAACAGCUCAACUAAUUCUUCGCUGAAUGAAGAAACAGCCGUUGUAGCUAGAAGGCGGAUAUCAGAACCAAAAAGGACUGGGUACGAAGGUGACGUCAUCAAGCUUCAUGACGGUCCUGGAAAUUUGAGACAACCAUUUAUGAGGGGCGGGCGAGUAGAGACGGAAUUCGGAGUUCGAGAUUCUAUACGAAGGCGGGAGGUAAAAUCGGAGUAUUUUGAAAGUGUCGAGGAAAGUAAGGUUGGUUCUGCUAGGCCCAAAAGUGAGUACUUUGAGCCCCGGGAGGAGGAUUCAGUUCCGUAUGUUAACUCCGGAUUUGUCGAUUGCAAUGAAGCUGAAGAUGAAGAAGAAAAAGAAAUGGUGAAAAUUGUAAGAAAAAUAUCCGGCCUUAGAUCAAGUCAAGUCAAGAUUAAAAAAGACCCACCUUCAAAGAAAUCUGAUACUUAUGCAUCCAAAAAGACAGAAGCUUCCGAAAAUGUCCCAGAAGCAAAGAAUGGUCACGAUAAAUCGAGCAAUGUACCUAGUUAUUCUCACGAAGGUGAAUGGAACAUGGCGGAUAACAAUAUUGAAGCUGCGCCGGAUUCAAGCCUUGAAAGGCCGAAGGAGCAUCAGCAGCAACAACAACAGGCGGAAGAAAGUUAUAUCGAUGAACCUGUUGCCAGGAAACAAGCUUCGAACCCAGACCCUAUGAAGCGAAUAAGCACUUCAUUGUCACGUGUUAUGACAGAUUUAAGGGAACUUCGAGAGCAAGAUCUCACAUUAGCUACGCAAUUGAUUACAUUGGGGAAGUCAAUAAAGCAUUUUAAACAACAGAAAAAAGAAAUGGAUGAUUUUUACGCUCAGUUGGACGAUGGGGAGUCAACGGAUGAAUCUGAUUCAAGUGAUGAGGAGGAGACAGCCUCGUAUACAACAAGUCGUAUGACGACUGAUUUUUGAAAUAUUUAAAUGAUUCGUUUGAAUCAAAUUGGAACCUUAUUUAUGAGGAACUAAAGACAGAAAUCUGGAUUCAUUCCCAGAGUUUUUGCAAGCAAUCUAUCUGUGGCAGCAUCAGUGAAUCUAGCAAAGCAUGAAGCUGUAAGUUGAAAUCUAAUUUUGGAUCACUCUGGAUUACGAAUCGAAAUCCAGCUUUCUUUUGUAUCAUCCGGUCGGGACCAGACAGAAAUGAUUUGGACCACAAUUCUUGAUAUGAACCAAUUAGACUUUCGAGAGAUAGAGAAGAGUUUAGACGUUCCCUGAAACUCAUAUGUUGAUGGGUGUGAAAUUUGUGUUUAGGGUACAAUUAUUAUGUUUUGAUAAUAAAUUUUUAUCUGGCUUCAAAAUCAUGGACUGUGUUCUGAAAAUUUUGGGCAUUAUAAAUAAAAGCACGCAAUUUUUGGGUUCUUGUGCGAUUGAUCGAGAAAGAAAGAACUGUUUUUGUUAAAGUUACCCCCACGUACACUGGUUAAUCCAUAGAUUUGUCCCCCCCACCUCCAGUUUGGACAAUUUCUUCCAAAAAUGUAUAUUUUGACACUCAGAGACAACAAUUGCACCAUUUCUUCCGAUCGAAAACAGUUAUUUCUUUCAAAUAUUCUUUGUAUUUAAUUUGUUCUAAAGUAGAUUUAGUUUUGCAAUGAAAAAUAUUUUUGCACAUUUUAACAUCAUUUUCAAGUAGAACGUCGGAUUCCAUAUCCACGUGACUUAUUGGCGUUAACGGGGGUUAGUGAUAACGUUGUUUUUAUUUAAAGACUAUGGCGUUUAUGCUACUGGAUUAUGAGACUUAGACCCCCGGUGUAAUUGUAGCUUAAUUAAAAUGUGCUGUGCUACAUUUUGGAUUCUUCCAGAGCUCAAGGACGUUUUAAUCGUUAAAACUAAUAUCGUGAGUAUAGAAGCUCUCCUUUGAAGAAUAUAGAAAUUGGCAGUUGAUUUUUAAUGUAAAUUGUGAAAAAAACAUUCCCCCUGCCCCUUAUAAGGAAAUAUACCUGAAAUUCCCAUUUUUGUCUUUCUAAGGUUCUCUUAACCUUCUAAGUACACUUCGCUUCCCCUUAACAUUUAUACUAUUUCCCAUCCCCUAUUUGAAGUUCAAAAAGCUCCCCUGUUCCCAUGAGCAAAACGUUAUGUCCUCAUCCCCACAGCCCCUGGGGGCCGGAAAAGCGCCCAAUUAGUGAAAAUCCUGGCUUGAGUAAAAUUGUCUCAGAAUCGAUUCAUUCCAUUUACUUUACUCUCAAAGGUCUUAAGAGGACUUAACUAUGUAUGCAUACUUUCAAGGGUGUGUCCACGAUUUAAUUUAACCGCUGGAAUUCGCACAAUAAAGAACUUUUGUAACUGCGUUGGCAAAGAAAGGUAGUAAGCGUUUAUGCUUCAGGCCAGUGAUAUUCCAGCCGAGGGGCGAUUCACUCUUGCAAAUAGCGUACGAGAAUUUGUCUAAAACAAAAGGAUUUCUGGGGAUUUUCGGAUAAAACAUUAGGAUUUUCACGAAAGGUGUACGAGAUUUUCUUAGAGUGAUUUGCCCCUCGAUUCCAGCUAUGAUAAAAAUAAUUUUUUUGCCAUCGAAUUUAUUCGCUUUAAAGUUUUGCAAAUAUUCAAGAUAGGCCCUUUGUUUAAUAGAAGUCCUUUGGAAAGGGAGUUGUUUAUAAUUUACGAAUUUAUCGAUACCAGAACAUCAAUAGAACAUAAAAACCCAUUUCUCACUGCAGCGGUUGAGAAACACCUGAUAAUUUGUCAUUCGGGAAACCCACGUCUGUUUCGGUAUUCAAAAGGAUUGUAUUUUAAACAUCUUUAAAGUUUCUUAAAGUAUCGAAAGGAUUCUAUUAUCUAUAAUGAUUUAAAAGACUUAAAUCCAGUCUAGCCCAGGAUUAUCUGUUUUAUUGAUCUUUGGUUUUAGGCCUAAGCUACUAGAAUCUCGAGCGCAAAGUCUGACGACAUUGAAUUCCCAGAAAAAUGCAUGCAUUUAUUAAUAUAAAUGUUUUGCUAAUAAAAUUCUUUCGCAAAAGUAUUGCAUAUCUUGGCAGCGGUAUCCAUACUUCAAUAAGUAAUAUUUGCAAAUCUAUAUUUCGGCACGGCUAUUUGUAUACACCAAGUAAAUUGAAAUGGCGUCAGCAAAUUUUGCCGACAAAAUGUAACGAAUCUCCUUUUAAGCAAAGAUGUUUCUCUUUGUAAGGAAGAGAGCCUACACACUAACUUUCUUCCACUUCUAGCCCAACCCCACCCUUAUUUGUACACCCUCUUCUAGUUCCAAUAGUGAAAGAGUUUGAGGAGAAUCUUCGAACAGACAAGCAUGAUAGAAAGAGUCCACAAAAGUUUUAUCCUUCCUCUGGAUAAUACCCUCACAUCUUUUAAUCCUUUCACUGAAAACAGAUAACAAUGGCAUUGUGCCCCCUUUUCAUAGCUCCCCCUUCCCUCCAGCUACCCCUUGUUUCCUCCAGCUACCCUUUCUUCUCCCCAAUUACCCCGUUCCUUUCAGCUACCCCUUCUUCCCUCCAUCUACCCCUUCUUUCCUCCAGCUACCCCUUCUUCUCCCCAAUUACCCCGUUCCUUUCAGCUACCCCUUCUUCCCCCAGCUACCCCCUUCCUUCCAGCUUCCCCUUCCUUGUCCUGACGUAAGAAAAUUGAUAUUUGUAUAGUGUUAAUAAUUUUCUAAUCCUGCGUGUAAUUUCACCUUUAUUUAUGCAACUUCCGGUAGAUAAUUUAUGCAAUUUGGUAAAAAGUGGUUGAUAAAAACCAGUACGUCAUGUGAGUAAUAUUUUCUAUUUUGGUUCUAUACCGAUUUAUUUGCA